CCCCGAGGACCGCGGCGCUCGCACAGAAAGGUCCAAGAUGUCUCUGGUGGCAGUACCCUUCUACCAGAAGAGACACAAGCACUUCGACCAGUCAUAUCGAAACAUUCAAACAAGGUACCUUCUGGAUGAAUAUUCAUCAAAAAAGCGAGCCUCUACCCAGUCAUCUACUCAGAGAUCUCUUACACAGCACUCAUCUGCAAAGACAGCCUCCAGUCAGAGCUCUACUAGGGGGACGACGACCUGCAGGCUCUGUGCAAAGCGGGUGAGCGCCUCAGAAGAGGAGGAACUUGAAAAUGAAAACAGGUACAAGUCGUUAGUGGCUUCUUAUGGUGAGGCCAAGAGGCAACGUUUCCUUGGUGAACUUGCCCAACUGGAGGAGAAUGUGCACCUGGCACGGUCCCAGGCUCGUGAAAAGUUGGACAAGUACUCCCUGCAGCACAUGAUGGAAGACAAACUGGCUUGGGAAAAACACUCAUUCGAAGAGCGGAUGAGCAGGGCCCCUGAGAUCCUGGUGCGGCUGAGGUCUCACACUGUCUGGGAGAGGAUGUCUGUGAGGCUCUGCUUCACUGUACAAGGAUUUCCCACACCUGUGGUGCAAUGGUACAAAGAUGGCAGUCUGAUCUGCCAGGCAGGUGAGCCAGGGAAGUACCGGAUUGAGAACAGGUAUGGUGUGCACGUGCUGGAGAUCAACAGGGCAAACUUUGAGGACACAGGCACCUACUCAGCAGUGGCAACCAAUGCCCAUGGACAAGUGUCCACCAAUGCUGCAGUGGUGGUGAGAAGGUUCCGAGGAGAUGAGGAGCCGCUGUAUUCUGUAGGACUCCCAAUUGGAUUGCCGCUGUCGUCUGUGAUUCCCUACACACACUUUGAUGUCCAGUUUCUGGAGAAAUUCGGAGUCACCUUCAGAAGAGAGGGCGAGACGGUCACACUUAAGUGCACAAUGUUGGUGACUCCGGAUCUGAAGAGAGUGCAGCCUAGGGCUGAGUGGUACCGAGAUGAUGUGCUGUUGAAAGAGUCUAAGUGGACAAAGAUGUUCUUUGGAGAAGGCCAGGCCUCGCUCUCCUUCAGCCACCUGAAUAAGGAUGAUGAAGGCCUGUACACCCUGAGGAUUGUGUCCCGGGGUGGAGUCAGCGACCACAGCGCCUUCCUGUUUGUCAGAGAUGCUGACCCACCAGUCACGGGGGCUCCUGGAGCACCCAUGGACCUGCAGUGCCAUGAUGCAAACCGAGACUACGUCAUUGUGACUUGGAAGCCUCCCAACACGACUACGGAGAGCCCUGUCAUUGGCUACUUCAUUGAUAGAUGUGAAGUGGGAACCAACAACUGGGUCCAGUGCAAUGAUGCCCCAGUAAAAAUCUGCAAAUACCCUGUCACGGGACUUUUUGAAGGAAGGUCUUAUGUGUUCCGUGUGAGGGCGGUCAACAAUGCAGGCAUUAGCCGGCCUUCCCGAGUCUCAGAUGCAGUGGCAGCCCUCGACCCUGUUGACCUCAAGAGGUUACAAGCAAUUCAUUUGGAGGGUGAGAAAGAAAUUGUCAUCUACCAGGAUGACCUUGAAGGUGAUGUUCAAAUCCCAGGUCCUCCCACCAAUGUGCAAGCCUCAGAGGUCAGCAGAAACUAUGUUGUCCUCAGCUGGGAUCCCCCUUCUCCCCGUGGCAAGGAUCCUUUGAUGUACUUCAUCGAGAAGUCUGUGGUUGGGAGUGGCAGCUGGCAACGUGUCAAUGCACAGGCAGCAGUGAGGUCUCCUCGGUAUGCUGUCUUUGAUCUGGCUGAAGGGAAGUCCUAUGUGUUCCGGGUUUUAUCAGCCAAUAAGCAUGGCCUGAGUGAUCCAUCAGAGAUCACACCUCCUAUUCAGGCUCAGGACAUAGUUGUGGUCCCCUCAGCUCCCGGCCGGGUGCUUGCUUCCCGGAACACCAAGACAUCAGUUGUGGUACAGUGGGACAGGCCAAAACAUGAAGAAGACCUUCUGGGCUACUACGUGGACUGCUGCAUAGCAGGAACAAACCAGUGGGAGCCGUGCAACCACAAACCCAUUGGCUAUAACAGGUUCGUGGUGCAUGGCUUAACCACCGGUGAGCAGUACAUUUUCCGGGUGAAGGCUGUCAACGCCGUGGGCACCAGUGAGAACUCGCAGGAGUCGGAAGUGAUCAAGGUCCAGGCGGCCCUCACUGUGCCCUCUCAUCCGUAUGGGAUUACACUUCUGAACUGUGAUGGCCAAUCCAUGACCCUGGGCUGGAAGGUGCCUAAAUUCAGUGGUGGCUCAGCCAUCCUGGGUUACUACUUGGACAAGCGAGAAGCCCAUCAUAAGAACUGGCAUGAGAUCAAUUCUUCCCCUGUCAAGGAGAGGAUCUUAACGGUGAAUGGCUUGACAGAAGGCUCAUUGUAUGAAUUCAAAAUUGCUGCUGUCAACAUGGCUGGGAUUGGGCAGCCAUCGGACCCCAGUGAGCACUUCAAGUGUGAGGCCUGGACAGCACCAGAACCUGGCCCUGCCUACGACUUGACCUUCUGUGAGGUCCGGGACACCUCUCUGGUACUUCUGUGGAAAGCCCCUGUGUAUUCUGGCAGCAGCCCUGUUUCUGGUUAUUUCGUUGAUUUUAAGGAAGAGGAUUCUGGAGAAUGGAAGACGGUCAGCGAGUCAGCGACUCCAAAUCGUUAUUUAAAGGUUUGUGACCUGCAGCAAGGUAAGACCUAUGUGUUCAGAGUGCGGGCAGUGAAUGCCAGUGGGCCAGGAAAGCCCUCAGACACAUCGGAGGCUGUGCUUGUGGAGGCCCGGCCAGGCACAAAGGAGAUCAGUGCUGGUGUGGAUGAGGAGGGCAACAUAUACCUUGGGUUUGACUGCCAGGAAAUGACAGAUGCCUCCCAGUUCACCUGGUGCAAGGCCUAUGAGGAGAUUGCAGAUGAGGAGCGGUUCCAAGUCCACACUGAGGGUGACCACUCAAAACUAUACUUUAAAAAUCCAGAUAAAGUGGACAUUGGGACUUACUCUGUGUCUGUGAGUGACACAGAUGGCGUGUCCUCCAGUUUUGUGUUGGAUGAGGAAGAACUUGAGCGUUUGAUGGCCCUGAGCAACGAGAUAAAGAAUCCCACAAUUCCUCUGAAGUCAGAGUUAGCUUAUGAGAUUUUUGAUAGAGGCCAGGUUCGCUUCUGGCUCCAGGCUGAGCACCUCUCACCAGAUGCCAACUUCCGGUUUGUUAUUAAUGACAGAGAAGUCUCUGACAGUGAGACACACAAAAUUAAAUGUGACAGAUCAACGGGCAUGAUUGAGAUGGUAAUGGAUCGCUUUACUAUUGAGAAUGAAGGGACCUACACUGUGCAGAUUCAAGAUGGGAAAGCUAAGAACCAAUCAUCGCUGGUCCUCAUUGGAGAUGCAUUCAAGACUGUUUUGGAAGAGGCUGAAUUUCAGAGGAAAGAAUUCCUGAGGAAACAAGGUCCUCAUUUUGCUGAGUAUUUGCACUGGGAUGUUACUGAAGAGUGUGAGGUUCGGCUUAUCUGUAAGGUUGCAAAUACCAAGAGAGAAACUGUUUUCAAGUGGCUCAAGGAUGAUGUUCUUUAUGAAACCGAGUCCCUGCCGGACCUGGAGAAAGGCCUCUGUGAGCUGCUUAUACCGAAGUUGUCCAAGAAGGACCAUGGUGAAUACAAGGCAACCUUGAAAGAUGAUAGAGGUCAAGAUGUAUCUGUUCUUGAAAUAGCUGGUAAAGUGUAUGAGGAUAUGAUUUUGGCAAUGAGUCGAGUCUGUGGAGCCUCGGCCUCGCCACUGAAGAUCCUGUGUACCCCAGAAGGAAUCAGACUUCAGUGUUUCAUGAAGUAUUUCACAGAAGAAAUGAAAGUCAACUGGUAUCACAAAGAUGCUAAGAUUUCAUCCAGUGAGCACAUGAGAGUUGGGGGGAGCGAGGAGAUGGCAUGGCUGCAGAUCUGUGAGCCCACCGAGAAGGACAAGGGGAAGUAUACUUUUGAGAUUUUUGAUGGCAAAGACAACCACCAGCGCUCUCUGGAUCUCUCUGGACAAGCUUUUGAUGAAGCAUUUGCAGAAUUCCAGCAGCUCAAGGCGGCUGCUUUUGCAGAGAAGAAUCGUGGCAAGGUGAUUGGCGGCUUACCUGAUGUGGUGACCAUAAUGGAAGGCAAGACCUUGAACCUGACUUGUACAGUGUUUGGAAACCCUGACCCAGAAGUGGUUUGGUUUAAGAACGACAAGGACAUUGAACAGGGUGAGCACUUCCUGGUGAAGAUGGAACAGUCCAAGUAUGCCAGCCUCACCAUCCAGGGUGUGACAGCGGAGGACUCCGGCAAGUACAGCAUCAAUGUCAAGAACAAAUAUGGAGGGGAGAAAAUUGAUGUCACCGUCAGCGUGUACAAACAUGGGGAAAAGAUACCAGACAUCACUUCUCCCCAGCAAGCCAAACCUAAGCUCAUCCCAGCAUCCACCUCUGCAUCUGCUUGAAUAGGGGCUUUCCCCAGCCUGGAGGGAGGGGAGAGAAGCUUAGAAGUUGUAGGAAUACUGUGUGCUGUGCCAAGUGGAUGUCAGGGCUGGAUGAUGUCACAUGGGAGCAGAUAGAUGACUGCUUCUAAUCUUUGCACUUGGUGAUUAUAAUUUUAUGUUUAAGAGUAAAGCUAUUGUUUCCAUAGGGCUGAAAAACUUGUGUGUCUGAGGGUAGAUGCCAGCUGUUGGAGGGUAUCCUGAGAGAGGGCAGGUGAGAUGUCUGGGCACAAUGCCUAGGUGUGGCUAGCAUGUGGCAUAGUCUGCUCGAAGCUGCUGCAGUCCUGUGGGUGACACUGGGAGCCUAAAGGGUGUAGCUAUGGACUCCUUCUGUAGCUCCUUAGGGCCUGUGUGGCCUAGGUUCCCUGUUUUCUCUUGCUUUCAUCUAAUAAAACAUUACAAGGCA
Molecule: messenger RNA, 4877 nt
Organism: Jaculus jaculus (lesser Egyptian jerboa)
Lineage: Eukaryota; Metazoa; Chordata; Mammalia; Rodentia; Dipodidae
Gene: Myom2
Product: myomesin 2
Exons: 37
Coding region: 38-4435 (1465 amino acids)
Molecular function (GO): protein binding
Source: RefSeq, a predicted model, not a curated record